Python bivittatus (Burmese python) is the source of this 2047-nucleotide messenger RNA. The record is from RefSeq and is a predicted model, not a curated record. NCBI's taxonomy places the organism in Eukaryota, Metazoa, Chordata, Lepidosauria, Squamata, Pythonidae.
GAAAGCAAAGUCCUGCAGCUCAUUCUGCCCAGCGGGUCACUGACUCGGCCCCUCUUGACCAAGCGCUGCUGCUGGAGCCGGGGGACCCGGGGCCUUCCUUGGGCGCCUGGUCGCACAGAAGGGCAGAAGAGAUGGCCAGCUGGCCCUGCCUCCUGGUGCUCGGCCUCUGGGCGCUGGCCCCGCCGGGGAGCGCGGCUUGCCCCUGCCUGCCUCUGUGCCAGUGCUUUGGCAACGCCACCGUCUUCUGCGCGGGGAAAGGCCUCUCAGGCGUCCCAGACGAGCUGCCCUCUGGUGCCACCCAGCUGCUCUUCGUGGGAACGUCGCUGGACUCUCUCCCGUGCCGUGCCUUUGCCCCGCGCAGCAACCACAGCAGCGCCCUGGCCAAGCUGUCCUUCCUGGACUCCCCGCUCCGCUCUCUGUCCAAGUGUGCCUUGGCGGGGCUGCCCCACCUGCAGGAGCUGGACGUCACCCUCAGCCAGCUGGCCAGCCUCCCCCGUGGGGCCCUCCUCGGCCUGCGCAGUCUGAGCAAGCUGGCCGUCAAGUUCGGCCCCCUCGAGACCCUGGAAGAGGGGCUCUUCGACGGCACCCCGGGGCUGCAGGCGCUGCACCUGCAAGGGAACAGGCUGGCGGCUCUGCCCCCACUGAUCUUCCACCCGCUCGUGGGCCUGCGGUCCCUGUCUCUGGCUCAGAACCGGCUGGCGGAGCUGCCCACGGAGACCUUCCAGCCCCUUCGGCGGCUCCGGGAGCUGAGGCUGAGCGACAACUGCCUGACGCGCCUCCCGCCACAGCUCUUCUGGCCCCUCCCGGAGCUCCGGGAGCUCUUUCUGGAUGGGAACGGCCUGGCUGAGCUGCCCGGGGGACUCUUUGCGGGCCUGCGGCGGCUGCGGCGGCUGCAUUUGCAGCACAACGCCUUCCGGCACCUGGAGCCACCCUCCCUCUUCUCCCCACUGCCCUGCUUGGCUUUCCUGCUGCUGGACGGCAACCAGCUGGUGGAGCUGCCUGCGGGGCUCUUCCAGGGGACCCCCAACCUGGUGGAGCUCUCCUUGACCCACAACCGGCUCCGGGAGCUCCCACGGGGGCUCUUCGGCAACCUCUCCGAGCUGUCCGUCCUCCGCCUGUCCCACAACUACCUCACCCGGGUGGCCGCGGGGGCUCUCCAGGGCUUGGCCGGCCUGGCCCGGCUGCAGCUGGGCCACAACCGUCUCGCCCUCCUCCCUGAGGGAGCCUUUGCCGACCUCAGCAGCCUGGAGGCCUUGGACCUGGCCGGCAACCGGCUGGAGAGCCUGCCGGAGGGGAUCUUUGACGCCAACGAGGCCCUGGUCAGCCUGACUUUGGAGGGCAACCCCUGGGUCUGCGACUGCCGCCUGGCACCCCUGGCGGACUGGCUGCGGUCUCUGGACCACCCGUUCAGCUCCCGGGUCUUCUGCCGGGGUCCUGCCCCCUUGAAGGGCAGGACUCUCCUGGCUGCCAGGAAGGAGCGCCUGCUUUGCCCCCGUCAGCCUGGAAGUGCCCGUUGCUGAGAGGACGCUUGGGGCCCCUCCGGGGAGCCGGGCACCCUGGCCCAGAGUACUUAGAGGCUCAGGCAGUUGGCUGAUGAGGACCGGAGGUCAGCCAGUGUUGAGAAGGGCCCCCCUGCCACGCCCAGGCAGCCGGGCGCCAGCAGGCAAGGGCAUUUCCCAACCCAGACAUUUCUGCAGCCCCGUUGGGGUGGGGGAUAAACACUUUUCUGGGGGUCUCCUGUUGGACAGCUGGAUACAUGUUGAAAUGCACCCCCACCUGCAGCUUCUGUGCUGCGGUGCCUAAUGUGCGGGCGGGGGAUGUUGUAUCUCGCAGUCCACAGCUGGCGUCCCUGCAGUGAAACUGCCACAGCCUUAUGGGGGAGGGGGAGGGGGGGCGCAGGCUGAAGAGGUCCCUUCUUCUGCUUCCCCUGGGAGAAGGGAAGUGGGAGAAGUGGGUCUUGCCUGCCCUGGGGGGCACCCCAAAGCCAUGCUGCCCCACCUCCUCUCCCCUUCAGCUGUCCCCCCCCUUAUCUGGGUGUACCUUCCCC